AUGAUGGGGUUUCAAAGGCGAAAGGCUAAGGAGCUCCAAGAGUACUUUAAACAAAAGAAGCUUGAGGAAGCUGAUCAGGGUCCUUUCUUUGGAUCAUUGCUAAGAAUGAAAUUUCCAAUGGCAGGAUAUUUUCUUGACUAUGCCGCCCUUAAGCCACCACAUCCUCUACAAUUCAGGAGCUCAAAAGCUUUCAGAAACUACAUAGCUAUGGGAUGUGCUCAGACCAAGCCUUCAAUGGAUUCACCACCUCGGGGCUUACAGAAGUUGAAGCUGGAAAGUGGGUAUGUCAAAGGAGGGUAUGAUGGACCGAGAAGAUCAAUAGGUCAGAGGCUUUUGGGUAAGGACCCUGGUAGGUUUUCUCGGCCAGGGAUGAGGGAUAAGAGUUCUGAUAGUGGUGGUGGUGGUGGUAGGGCUAGUGUUGGAAGUAGAGGAAGUCGAGAAGGGAAGCUGAUCACUAGGGAGGGACAUAGAGAGAAGAGUAGUGGUGGUGGCGGCAGCAGCAGCAGUGGUGGAGGUGGCCGUGGCCGCAGUGGUGGUGGUGACAGAAGCGGUGGAGGUGGAGACAGAGAUGAAGGCAAAGUUUCUCAGAGAUUAAAGUCCUCUAAGGCAGGUGAAGAGGAUGAGCUGGUGGAUGGGUGGCCAAAGUGGCUCACUGAUAACAUUCCUAGAGAUGCUCUGGAUGGUUUAGUUCCAAAGAGUGCAGAGUCUUAUGAUAAGCUUGAUAAGGUAGGCCAGGGAACUUAUAGCAAUGUGUAUAAAGCUCGAGACAGGGCCACUGGAAAGAUUGUUGCUCUAAAAAAGGUUCGUUUUGACACAUCAGAACCCGAAAGUGUGAAAUUUAUGGCACGAGAGAUUAGGAUCCUCCGGAAGCUAGAUCAUCCCAAUAUUGUAAAGCUUGAAGGCUUGGCUACAUCAAGAAUGCUAUACAGUCUAUAUCUAGUUUUUGACUACAUGCAGUCCGAUUUGGCCAAAAUUAUUUCUAGGCCUGAUCAGAGGCUUACUGAACCACAGGUUAAGUGUUACAUGAAUCAAUUGCUCUCGGGUCUGCAGCACUGCCAUGAGAGGGGGCUUUUGCACAGAGACAUCAAGGGAUCGAAUCUGCUGAUUGAUAAAAAUGGGAUGCUAAAGAUUGCAGAUUUUGGGUUGGCAAAUUUUUUCAAUCCUGAGAAAAAAAGGCCUCUCACGAGUCGAGUUGUGACUCUUUGGUAUAGAGCACCAGAGCUGUUGUUAGGUGCUACUGAUUAUGGAGUUGGCAUUGAUCUUUGGAGCGCGGGGUGCCUCAUGGCAGAGAUGUUUGCUGGGAGGCCAAUUAUGCCUGCUAGGACAGAGGUCGAGCAACUUCACAGGAUUUUCAAGCUUUGUGGCACACCUGCAGAAGAUUAUUGGAAGAAAAUUAAGGUGUCAACAACAUUCAGACCGCCACAAACGUACAAGCAUAGUGUUCGAGAAGCAUUCAGGGGCUUCCCUCCAUCUUCUUUGGGCCUUCUGAACAUUCUUCUUGCUCUGGAUCCCGCAAGUCGUGGUUCAGCAGGUUCUGCUCUCCAAAAUGAAUUCUUUCAUACAUGGCCAUUGGCGUGCGAUCUUUCAGGCCUACCUGUAGUCUACAAAGGGGAUGAUGAGACAACUCAAUCCAAUGAGCGCAGAAAGCAUAGGCAACACUCUCGAAAACAAAGAGAGCGACGAAGAAAGGAUCAAGCUUCCGAGAAACCAAAAGGAGAUUCUGCUUCUUCUAAAGAGCUGACUAUAUGUGACUUAAGAGAUUUAGAGGAUCUGUUAAGUGUUAAAUCUUGUGCCAAUGCAGAUUUGAAAAAUUUUCAGCAGCCAGAAAACGUUGUAGAGCCGAUUGCCAAAAGCCAAGAGCCAAGAAGCAGUUUAGAUGUCCACAUUCACCAGAAUUUUAAUGUCCAGUUUUUGCUUUGUGACAAAUCUGAAAAGUUGUUGGUUACAUUUUGUGAACAAAAGCAAGAAACUCUUGGGCAUAGGCAACACUCUCGAAAACAAAGAGAGCGACGAAGAAAGGAUCAAGCUUCCGAGAAACCAAAAGGAGAUUCUGCUUCUUCUAAAGAGCUGACUAUAUGUGACUUAAGAGAUUUAGAGGAUCUGUUAAGUGUUAAAUCUUGUGCCAAUGCAGAUUUGAAAAAUUUUCAGCAGCCAGAAAACGUUGUAGAGCCGAUUGCCAAAAGCCAAGAGCCAAGAAGCAGUACAACUAGUACAUCCUCUAGCACGAAGCCAAUCCGAGAAGAGAGUUCACCUCCUUUACCCUUCCUGCUUGAAUCACCUCCCCAGAAGCUGUCCCCAAGAAGUGAAGCCCAUCCAAAUGCUACGAAGAACAUAAAGAACCUACCUCCAUUACCCAAUGCCAAAAGAAGCACCAUCAACUGCAAUGGCACGAACGAAAACAUGUACAGAUUGAAUCAGUUCUUUCAUACAUGGCCAUUGGCGUGCGAUCUUUCAGGCCUACCUGUAGUCUACAAAGGGGAUGAUGAGACAACUCAAUCCAAUGAGCGCAGAAAGCAUAGGCAACACUCUCGAAAACAAAGAGAGCGACGAAGAAAGGAUCAAGCUUCCGAGAAACCAAAAGGAGAUUCUGCUUCUUCUAAAGAGCUGACUAUAUGUGACUUAAGAGAUUUAGAGGAUCUGUUAAGUGUUAAAUCUUGUGCCAAUGCAGAUUUGAAAAAUUUUCAGCAGCCAGAAAACGUUGUAGAGCCGAUUGCCAAAAGCCAAGAGCCAAGAAGCAGUACAACUAGUACAUCCUCUAGCACGAAGCCAAUCCGAGAAGAGAGUUCACCUCCUUUACCCUUCCUGCUUGAAUCACCUCCCCAGAAGCUGUCCCCAAGAAGUGAAGCCCAUCCAAAUGCUACGAAGAACAUAAAGAACCUACCUCCAUUACCCAAUGCCAAAAGAAGCACCAUCAACUGCAAUGGCACGAACGAAAACAUGUACAGAUUGAAUCAGGUCCAAAGAUCUGUCUCCACGAGAGAAUUCCGAAAAGUUCAUCAAAGAAAGCUUCAUAAGCUACCUGAUCUGGAUGAUUAGUCCAUGAGAAAAUGACUAUCUAUAUAAACAAGAGUUUUCUUCCUUCCAAGUAGUUGGUUGUUGUAUGAUUAUGAUUUUGUUCACCAUAAUUUCUCUCCAUUAAUUAAAAUUAAUAUUGUGAGUCUCCCAUUGAAGAAAUCAUUUGUAACAGAUUUCCAUUAUUGGUAGUUGAGAUUAUUUGAUUUGUGUGUUGUUUCAAGGGGAAAAAAAUAUAAAGGGCAUUAUCAAAUCUCCUAUUCCUAAAUGGUUUCUUUUGGAUAUCUUGGGGGUGUAUGAUAUUGCUUCUUUUUGAGAUUUCAAGCCAUGUGUAGCAACAAUUUUAGUAAAUAAUUGCCUUUUCAAUUAG
Ilex paraguariensis (yerba mate) is the source of this 3382-nucleotide messenger RNA. The record is from the annotation of a GenBank genome assembly. NCBI's taxonomy places the organism in Eukaryota, Viridiplantae, Streptophyta, Magnoliopsida, Aquifoliales, Aquifoliaceae.